AUGGAACGAAGCGCAGAUGCUUUCCUUGCGUUCGAUGCGUACUCCCAGCACAUGCCUGGCACAAGAGAAGUUCGCUUGGGUCAAACACGUUUUUUUGCAUUUGUAGCCCCACGGCUUGGCGCGGAACACCUGGUAGUUUGGCGGCGUGUGGCUGACGUGGAGCAGGCUGCCGAUGCAUACCAGGCAGCAGCCGCAAUGCAAACCGGAGGCUUGCCUAUGAACAAAAGUGAAAGCCUUGAUCCGCUCAGCGAUGCGUGCAUCCGGCUGACAAAGUGUUCGGACAAGGCCCAACUGACCGCGGCUGUUUGGCGUUGGGAGAAGUUGGACGAAAAGGAUCCUAACCGCUACUGGGCUGCCGGGGGUGACACCUGGAUGUACUGGGAAAGCUUCUGGGUUCCUGCAGAGGAUGCGGCCCUUGCCACGACAGGCGUGGCAUUUGGCGAUGUCGACGGUGCAAUGUUGCAGCCCACUUUGGGUGAUGCGCCGGUGAGAAUGGCCUCAGAUGCCGUGAGUGUGUUGCAACAGGAUCUUGGUUUCGAGGAUGAGGAAGAAAGGAUGACUCGGGCGGCCCGCAAGGACAUGGCAUAUUCCAUCGUGUACGAGUACAAUGUUUGGGGCAGUGACGUGUCGCGCUCUGGCACAGGCUCUGACCUCUGGAGCCCAGAAGCUCGCUUGGCCGUCACGGCAUUAGAGGCUGUAAUCGACAAGUUCCAAAUCCGUUCCAUGUUGGACUGUGCUUGUGGCGAUGCCACCUGGAUGGUCCCGUUCUUCGUUGCGAAACAUCCCGAACUCCAGUACACCGGGGUGGAUGUCGUGUCGGACGUGAUUGCAAGGAACAAGCAGCGCCAUCCCGACCUAGAUUUUCUUUCGCAGGACUUGUCCGAGAUUCCGCUUCCAAAGGGAGCUGAGCUAAUCUUCUCGAAGGAGACGGUGAACCACAUGCAUCUUGUGGAUGCGCAGAAAGCGAUUCAGCAGUUUGCAGCGACCGGUGCUCGGUAUCUGCUGACAAAUGUGCAUGAAGAUGUAGACAACUUCGUUGGUGCCGAGAAGACAUGCCACACGACUUACAUCAAGUACGAUUAUGAGCUCCCCCCCUUCUCGCUGCGGAAGCUUGCGCGCGUCGUAGAGUACCAAGGUUUGCAGACGUCGUUUACACUAUUCGAGCUGAAUCGGGCAUCGUAG
Molecule: messenger RNA, 1182 nt
Organism: Symbiodinium sp. CCMP2456
Lineage: Eukaryota; Dinophyceae; Suessiales; Symbiodiniaceae
Source: the annotation of a GenBank genome assembly